UAUACGUUCCUCUCCGCCUGUGUCACUUAGCGACCUAAAUCAGUUCAACACAAACUGACAAUUUUAGCUUCAGUUUAAAAUCGGUUGUCGGGGUUUAAAAGCGCUGAAAGUAUUUUAGUCACUUAAUUAAUUUAAAAAUCGAGUAUAAUCAAAAUAACAUAUAAAAUCUUUAGUGCAAUGAAAAUAAACUAUGCUGCGAAGUGCUUCUCGCAUUUUAUUGUGUGGAUGAUAAAAAUAGAAUGUGUCUAAAAUGCCAAUGGUUUUUAAAGCUUCAAAUACACAUUAAAAGAAAAUACUACAGCCGAAACUACUCAAAUUUGGAAUUUGUAUAAAUAUAUAUAGUGAUAGUGUCAAAUAAACAACAGUAUAUAAGAUGUGGUAGCAUCUACAUUAAUGGCGUACCUGACCAAAUCUUUGACUAUAGUAAUCACCUUGUUGAUGUUUAACAAUGGAGUGUAUUUAAAUUCAUAUCAAUACGACUACAAUCCGUAUGUGAAGGAAUAUACAAAAAAUAUUACCCUUAAACAAGGUGUAUUACAAGGAGUAAUAGUGGAACCAAAAAUUAAUAGUGAGAAUCAGUACCGGGUCGGAGUGUUUAAAGGAAUACCCUAUGCAGCUCCACCUAUUGGUGACCUACGAUUUAUGCCUACAGCGGGAGCACCUUCAUGGUUCGGUAUUAAAUAUGCUGAUCAAUUUGGACCAGUUUGCCCUCAAAAGCUUCCUGAUGAAAGAAAAAUGCCAGCGUUUAGAAAAGAAUACUUUUUGCGUUUAAAAUCGUAUCUACAAAAUCAAAGUGAAGACUGUUUAUAUUUGAACAUAUAUGCUCCCAUUCGAAAACAUGAGAUUACUUCAAGAAAAUAUCCUGUAAUGGUAUACAUACACGGAGAAUCAUUUGAAUGGAACUCGGGAAAUCCUUAUGACGGAACAGUUCUAGCUGCAUAUGGAAACGUUAUAGUGGUAACUCUAAACUUCCGUUUAGGAAUAUUGGGAUUCUUGAAAGCUGGCGUAGAAGACACAUCUAGAAGUAAUUUCGGACUGGUGGAUCAAGUUGCUGCAUUAGUUUGGAUUAGAGAUAAUAUUGCAGCCUUCGGCGGUGACAGCAAUUCUGUUACUUUGAUUGGUCAUGGUACUGGGGCUGUCUGUGCAAGUCUUUUAAUGAUCAGUCCUAUGAUAUUAAUCGAAAAUGAAAGAUUGUUCCAUAGAGCUAUCUUAAUGAGCGGUACAGCUUUGUCAGAUUGGGCCUUAGCAAGCAGUCCUAACGAAGUAGCCUAUCAAGUUUCGAAAGCGGUCAACUGUCAAAUACACGAUGACUUUGCUGAAUGUUUAAGGAAAAAAAGACUGGAAGAAAUUAUGGCUGCAGGGGCCAUUACUCCAGACUAUAAAACACGUUUUGGACCUAUAGUGGAUUCAUUGGUGGUGCCUAAUGAACCGAAGAAAUGUAUGACACAGUAUCACGACAUAUUUCGAAGAUUUGAAGUAAUAUAUGGCGUAAAUGAAAUUGAAAGUAUUAACCUCCUAGAUCCAAUUGGUCUUUCUCAUGGACUUCUUUUAAAAGAGAGGGAUCAAGAACUUCGGACGUACUUUCGAUCUCGCUGUGAAAUGAAACCGGAAGUGUGCUUGCAGCGGACUUUAGAUGAAUAUGGAGCUAACGAUAUUCUAACAAACGUAAACAGUGGCCAAAAGUACAGUUACCAAAUGUAUGAACCCAAUCAAGCAAUAAAGGCCAGAGAUGUAUUACUAGAUAUUUUAUCAGACGCUCGUUCGGUAGCUCCAAUGAUACAAACGGCCAAAUACCACUCUUUGCUCAAUAUGCAGUCUUAUUUUUAUGUUUUUAAGCACAAAACAACGUCCAAAAAUUAUAUAAGAGAAAAAACCUAUACCGGAGAAGAAUUACCGUAUGUUUUUGGAAUUCCUCUAGGUGGGCCAAAGUAUCAUUUUACCGAUAAAUAUACCGAUCAAGAACGCUUAUUUUCUGAAAUUGUUAUGAUGUAUUUUUCUAAUUUUGCAGAGACAGGCAACCCAAAUGUUCCACGGAGAAAUUUAUUUAUUAAUUUAAGUCCUGCAUAUUGGACCCAGUUUGAUGUUGACUGGCCAGAAUUUGAUAAUAAAAACGAAAGAUAUUUGGAACUAGAAAUUCCACCUCAACCCCUUACGUCUUAUAGAAAAGAGGAAAUGAAAUACUGGAACGAAAUGUUUUCGAAAGUAUUAGAAAACAAUAGUUUCAACAUGUUUUCGACGAAAAAGCCAGUUUUUGAUAAUUUUGGAUCAGUUCCACCUCGACGACCAAACCAUCCACCACCUUGGAUAUACGAUCAUUAUCCGAAGAAACCCGCUGACGUUCCAAAAAAUUUUGAAAAACCACAGUCGAAAGUACAUACAGAGCAAUAUGGAAAAAUAGUUAAAGAAGGAAACGACCGCCCAGAUAAUAUUGUCGAAAAUGUAUUUGGAAAAAUUCUGGAAAAACCCCCUCAAGAGUUGGAACAAAGCUCUGCUGUUAAUGUCCUCACUAUUACUGGAGUUGUAUGUUUGUUCAUCAGUGUAACAGUUUUUAUUGUUUUGUACUUUAUUUGUUACAGAAGAAGAAAACAAGUUCAAGUACAACAAUCUAACUUGAAAAACACAUCUAAAGACAAUCAAGCAUUCCUUAUUGACGGAUGUAAUAUAAUGAAAAUGAUUAACACAAAAAAAAGUAAUGAAACUUACGAAGGCGUGAGAUCUGAAUCGUCUCCAAAUUAUAAACUUACGAGGCAAAUAUCCAGUAGUACGAUUGAUGCACAUACUAAAGUAAGAGAAUGGAUCACACAUGAGAUUAUUCAAAAGUACAGCCCCCAUAUAUUUAGGCGAACCUGUUCCAGUAACGAAACUAAAGAUCAGAAAGGCUUUCCAAAGAAACAUGUAUAUAUGGAUGUAGAAGAAAAUAUGCUAGGUGAUGUACCAUUUGAAACAUAUAUUAAGACAUCUACGAUAAGACGACCUAAACCACCCAAAAUAUCCGUUGAAGUGGAUGCUACUCCUUCAGGUCGAGGUCCAAGUAUUUUGUUGCAAGAACCAAUUGAAAUGACAAAAUCACUUGAUAAUAGAGUUAAUAGAUACGAACAAACAAAACCUUUGCGAAGAUCUUUCACAAUGGAAAAUGUUCCAUCUGAAGUAAUUAACUGUGCAAAGGAAAUUGACAAAAGUAUUAGUACUACUGAUUUAAACAAUACAGUGAGACCUAUUCAUAAGCAUACAGUGUCAGAUCCUGUAGAAGAUUUAGAAUAUUUAACGAAGACGACUUUAAAAACGUUUGAUUACACUGCAGAUGUAAACGUUACGUCAAGGGAUGAAAAUGAUAUGUUUACCACUCAGCUGUCCCCUGAACAAUCACUUAAUUUAAUAAAGAGAAGAAAUUUUCCCAAAGUUUUACCUGAUUAUCCAGAUAAGGCAGCUUUAAUAAAUAAAAGACGGUCUAUGCCAAUAGCUCGUUCCAUGAACACAGAUUCUUCAUUUAGAUAUCCUCCUAUGCCCCCACCGAGAACUACAACUCUUACUAAACAAGCUACUCAAGUAUAUCCCGUUUAUAUAUCUGAACCUACUUUGGCGGAGGAACCAUAUGAUCAGUUAGAAACAGUUUGCAAUAAUUUAUAUGUUGGUCCAAUCUUACCUAAAAAUAAGACUGAAAAUAAACCUAGUGUAACUAAACAUGAAAAUAAAAUCGAUACUUACGAUCAACCUAAAGAACCAAUUGUAGAGGCGGAACCUAGAAGAGCUGUGGGUCCCAGUCCAAAAAUUGGAAGAGCAGACCCUAAAGUAAUCAUAAAACCUUCUUUACCAAAAAAAGUUGGUAAUGAAAAACCUAAAAAUAUUACAAGAGUUGUGGUACCUGAUAAUCAACCGUUUUCGCAACAAAAUACAUCAGAUAGAUUAAAGGAAGUUAAUUCUGACAAUAAAGAAAAAACAAAUUUUGGAAAAUUUGUUCACGUAGAAACACAGUGCGAACAAAGGUCACAAGACUCGCAAAAAACAACAUCAUCCAUUCGUCCAAAUCAAGGAUCGUUAAGUUCAGAUUCCACUCCGUCAGAAGAAUCUGAUACAGGUACUGUAGUUAAGAAAAUCUGAAAUUUGUAUACGCAUUUUUUAUUUAUUACUUUCGUAUAAAUCUAAAUUUAGUUGUAAUUUUUAUAUUUAAGGUAAACACUUAAUUAAAUUAAUAUU
Diabrotica balteata is the source of this 4194-nucleotide messenger RNA. The record is from the annotation of a GenBank genome assembly. NCBI's taxonomy places the organism in Eukaryota, Metazoa, Arthropoda, Insecta, Coleoptera, Chrysomelidae.